Molecule: messenger RNA, 1011 nt
Organism: Cryptococcus wingfieldii CBS 7118
Lineage: Eukaryota; Fungi; Basidiomycota; Tremellomycetes; Tremellales; Cryptococcaceae
Exons: 1
Coding region: 1-1011 (336 amino acids)
Source: RefSeq, a predicted model, not a curated record
AUGCUCACGAAAUCUCUCACGCUGCUCGCCCUCCUCGCUUUGUCUAUUGUAUCUUCGCGCCCUAUCGACAUGUCUGACGGGGAUGAUGUUGAUGGGCCAUACCUGGCUCGGGGCGGGUCUGUUACGGUGUCUCCUACCGGCACGGCCAAGAACGCGGAGGAGAGUGGGGGUCAUGACGAAGAUGAUGGGGAAGACGAGGAUGAGAAUGAGGAGGACUAUGGGACAGAGUCUGUCAGCUUCACCGAAUCUGCCACCUCAGCGUCAAAGUCAUCAUCCGCCAACGACGAUGAGAGUGCUUCGGUCAGCGUGUCUUUCGUGAGACAGAGGGCGAUUGCGACGGGGUCUGUCAGUGUCAGCUCUUCUGCUGUUUCUCUGGCCGCCAGUCAGCCUGUCACGCCUAUCCCCUCCAAGGCAUCUGCUACACCAACCCUUCCGACUGCCUCGGCCCAGACCUCUUCCUCUUCCUCUUUCGCACCUACACCCACCCCUUCUGCCAGUCCCAGCAGCGCGACCCACUCUCAAUCCCACUUCAGCCCCAGAUCUACUUUCAGCUCCCUCGCCCCCUCUGGCACCGCUAUCAACAGUACCCUCGCCGAGCCCACCGGAAGCCUCGAGUCCUUUUCAGACCCCGUCGGCGUCUCCGUCUCCACAUUCAUCGUCGUCUUUGUCGGCACCGUCAUCGCUCUCUUGGGCAUGCCUCUCCUGAUAUGUCUUGCUCCCGCCGUCAAGAGAGGACAUGUUGCGAACAAGGAAUGGAAGGGCAAGCGACUUGGGAGCGAGUCGUACUGGUCGAGCCGAGGAAGCUCGUUGAGGACCCAGUCGGCUUUGGACUCUCACUCCAAUAUCGGAUCGAGUGCGGGUAAUUCGGACAAAAUCCCACAGGUGGCGACGCCGAGCACAAUGUUGGGGUUUACGCCCACGAUUGUGAUUUCUGAUAGGGAUAUUGAGAGAGGGCCAUUCGAGUAUCCCAUUUUUACUGAGAAGGCUGCGAUGACGGAGAGCAGGGCUUGA